This is a messenger RNA of Penicillium angulare, 1128 nucleotides long. RefSeq lists its product as uncharacterized. Gene Ontology annotation, cellular component: nucleus; cytoplasm. Gene Ontology annotation, molecular function: ATP binding; MAP kinase activity. Gene Ontology annotation, biological process: protein phosphorylation; cellular response to oxidative stress; osmosensory signaling pathway. NCBI's taxonomy places the organism in Eukaryota, Fungi, Ascomycota, Eurotiomycetes, Eurotiales, Aspergillaceae. The coding region runs from base 1 to 1128 and encodes 375 amino acids. The record is from RefSeq and is a predicted model, not a curated record. The transcript is spliced from 8 exons.
AUGGCGAAAUUUGUAACGACGGAAUUGUUGGGCACGACGCUCGAAACUACCGAUAGGUAUUCGAACUUGGAGCCCCGAGGAAUCGGCAGUUCCGGAAUCAUUUGUUCAGCACACGACUCGAUUUCUAAUGAAGUUGUCGCUAUCAAAAAGAUAAUGAAUCCUUUUGCGACCAGCGGGGUAGCCAAGCGUACUUAUCGAGAAGUCCACAUGUUAAGUAACCUACGACAUGAUAAUUUGAUCAAUAUGAGAGACAUUUUUGUUUCCCCGUCAGAGGAUCUAUAUCUUGUGACGGACCUUAUUCAAACAGAUCUCCAUCAUUUACUGCAGUCAAGGGUGAAGCCACCAGAAGGCCAAUUUGUUCAAUUUUUCGCCUAUCAAAUAUUGCGAGGCUUAAAAUUCAUCCAUUCAGCUGGGAUCAUUCAUCGUGACCUUAAACCAAGCAACAUAUUGGUCAACGAGAACUGCGAUCUCAAAAUUUGUGAUUUUGGAUUGGCACGAGAAAAAGAUCAGGAAAUGACUGGCUAUGUUACGACGCGAUACUAUCGAGCUCCUGAAGUCAUGUUAACAUGGAAGAGAUACACCUACGCUGUUGACAUCUGGAGUGUCGGAUGCAUUCUCGCGGAGUUGUUACUAGGAAGAGUUCUCUUUCCGGGCAAUGAUUAUAAACACCAGCUCACCAUAAUAAUCCAGCUCCUGGGAAAGCCACCCAAGGAGGUUAUGGAUAAGAUCUAUAGUGAGAAUGCUUUGGAUUUUGUACGGGGAAUACCUGACCACGAUACCCGUUCGCUUGGAUCUGUUUUCAAAGAUGCUGACCCUCAAGCUGUGAACCUUGUGGAUAAAAUGCUGGAUCUGGAUCCAGAGAAGAGAAUCACAACAGAGGAUGCUUUAGCUCAUCCAUAUGUUUCGACCUACUACGAGCCGGAAGAUGAGCCUGUUUUUGAUAAAAUGAUUGAUUGGUCUCUUUUGGAAUCGGAGAAGUCAGUGGAUGAAUGGAAAACGCAUAUAUACUUCGAGGUUUUGCGUUACCAUGAUGGGGUUUGUGAUAAGCAGGAUCCUCAAAACUUUUUUGAGAACAAAGGAAAUUUGGAAAGAUGGGCGAACAAGGAGAUGUUUGAGGGCACGUAUUAG